Molecule: messenger RNA, 852 nt
Organism: Knipowitschia caucasica
Lineage: Eukaryota; Metazoa; Chordata; Actinopteri; Gobiiformes; Gobiidae
Source: the annotation of a GenBank genome assembly
AUGCCUCGUUACGCACAGCUCGUUAUUGGUCCUGCUGGAAGCGGAAAGAGCACUUACUGUUCCACUAUGGUCCAACAUUCAGAAUCCCUAAACCGCUCAGUGCAGGUGGUCAACCUGGACCCAGCGGCAGAGCACUUUGAUUAUCCAGUGAUGGCAGAUAUUCGGGAGCUGAUUCAAGUGGACGAUGUAAUGGAAGACGACUCUCUUAGAUUUGGUCCUAACGGUGGCCUGGUUUUCUGUAUGGAAUAUUUUGCAAACAACUUUGACUGGUUAGCCGAGGCUCUGGGUCAUACAGACGAUGACUACAUAUUCUUUGACUGUCCAGGUCAGAUCGAACUCUAUACACAUUUGCCUGUAAUGAAGCAGCUUGUUGAUCAGCUGCAGCAGUGGGAGUUCAGAGUGUGUGGCGUGUUUCUUGUGGACUCUCAGUUCAUGGUGGAGUCAUUCAAGUUUAUUUCGGGUGUCAUGGCGGCUCUCAGUGCGAUGAUUUCACUUGAGAUCCCCCAGGUAAACAUCAUGACUAAAAUGGACCUGCUGAGUCCCAAAGCAAAAAAAGAAAUAGAAAAAUAUCUUGAUCCAGAUAUGUAUUCAAUGAUGGAGGACAGUUCAGACUCUAUCAAAAGUAAACGGUUUAAGAAGCUCACUCAGGCCAUCUGUGGGAUUAUAGACGACUAUUCCAUGGUGAGGUUCUUGCCCUUUGACCGAACAGAUGAGGAGGGAAUUAACAUUGUGCUGCAACACAUAGACUUUUCUAUUCAGUACGGAGAAGACUUGGAGUUCAAGGAGCCGAAGGACUUGGAUGAAGAAGAGUUGAAUUAUGAUGAGAUUUUUCAGGGCAAAUCUGAAUGUUGA